AUGUCUAAAGUCUUAAGAAAGCAAAGACUAAUUAGAGCCCAUCAUAGGCCCAAUAAGAUGUACAAAAAAGGAGCAGCUCUCUUCCCUAAAACUGGAGGUUCAAAACCAGAGAUAAGAGAAGGUCUUAUUACUGAUAUCGUACACGAACAAGGUAGAAAUGCACCUUUAGCCAUGGUUACAAUGAUGGAUACGCCAGAAGGCGAUAAGAAAGAAAGAGUUGUGAUUGUAGCAACUGAAGGAAUGCAUACUGGCAAGAGUAUUUUCUUUGGAGAGAAUCCUCCUAUGGAGUUAGGGAAUACUUUAAAGCUUAAGUACGUUCCAGAUGGUACUAUUAUGUGCUCAGUAGAGAAGAAGCCAGGAGAUGGAGGUAGUAUUGCUAAGACUAGUGGAUCUUAUGUUUCAGUAGUAGGAUAUACUCCAGAGAAGAACGAAGUCAGAAUUAAGCUGCCAAGUGGAACUAAGAAGGUUAUUAGUGGUGAUUGUCGGGGUACAGUUGGGAUUAUUGCUUCUGGUGGAGUGCAUGAGAAGCCAUUACUGAAGGCAUCUCGGGCAUACUUUAAGUAUAAGGCUAGAGGUCAGUUAGGUGCUUGGCCUAGAGUAAGAGGUGUAGCCAUGAACCCGGUUGAUCACAUGCACGGUGGAGGUAACCAUCAGCAUAUUGGUCGGUCAUCUUGUGUGUCGCGUUUGGCGCCUUCCGGACAGAAGGUGGGACAAAUUGCAGCACGACGUACGGGUAUUGGUCGGGCAAAGACCAAGCGGUUUGAAUAA
Messenger RNA from Nematocida homosporus, 768 nucleotides. Its product is annotated as large subunit ribosomal protein L8e. The transcript has a single exon. The coding region runs from base 1 to 768 and encodes 255 amino acids. Lineage: Eukaryota; Fungi; Microsporidia. The record is from RefSeq and is a predicted model, not a curated record. Gene Ontology annotation, cellular component: cytosolic large ribosomal subunit; ribosome. Gene Ontology annotation, biological process: cytoplasmic translation. Gene Ontology annotation, molecular function: RNA binding; structural constituent of ribosome.